AUGCGUUCUCACGAUGCUAUGAAAAGUGAAGAGGCCAACGAUGCCGCCUGGGAAGCAGCCAGAGGAGGUGUCGCAGGUGCUGUCAAGUGGGGAAUCGGUGCUGCGAUACUGGGUGCUGCCGGGUACAUCUGGUCGCCGCUAUAUCGAUCCAUGACGGUUCAAUUCAAAGUGUAUCUACAAAUGUGUGGUAUGGUUCCAGGAGCCAUGAUUGAGGCGGACUCACGACUCAGAGCAUAUGAGCAACGGGUGAGAAUGCAACGGAGGUUAAUGGGCGACAAGGCCAAGUGGGAACGAUACGAGGAGGAAUACAUCAAAGGCGACGGCAAAUGA
Fusarium pseudograminearum CS3096 is the source of this 330-nucleotide messenger RNA. RefSeq lists its product as uncharacterized. The record is from RefSeq and is a predicted model, not a curated record. The coding region runs from base 1 to 330 and encodes 109 amino acids. The transcript has 2 exons. Lineage: Eukaryota; Fungi; Ascomycota; Sordariomycetes; Hypocreales; Nectriaceae.